CCGUAAAAAAGCAAUCAAUUUGGCAGAAAUUAAGAAUUUCUAAAAACUUCUAAUUCAUUGAUAUGAAUAACACCACAAUAUCACUCCUUUCAAUUACCUUCUUCUUUCUCAUGCUAACAUCUUCUAAUUCAUCAUCAAACAUCAUAGCUGUGAAUAAAAACUUAUCAGAUGGUGAGACCAUUAUUUCAGGGGACGCAACAUUCGAGCUAGGCUUCUUUAGCCCAGGCAGUUCCCGAAACCGAUACCUGGGGAUAUGGUAUAAGAACACAACACCUUGUGUGGUUGUAUGGGUUGCUAACCGAGAAACUCCACUUAUCGAUACCUCAGGCAUAGUCAAAUUGGACAGCCAAGGGACCCUGUCUCUUGUCAAUGGUAGCGGUAUCACCAUCUGGUCAUCCAACUCCUCUACAACUGGUACAAGUGUCAAUCCCAUAGCACAACUCUUAGAUACGGGCAAUCUUGUAAUUAUGAAUGAAAAUCAAACCAACAAAAACCAUCUCAUCUGGCAAAGUUUUGAUUACCCUGGAGAUACUUACUUACCAGGAAUGAAGAUGGGGAAGAAUUUCAAAACACGGCGAGAGAUGUACUUGACAUCAUGGAGGAGCGCAGAUGAUCCUUCCCCAGGUGUGUAUACACUAAGGUUUUCUAUGGUUAAGGGUAAAUAUCAGCAACAAUAUAUUAGGAAAAACUCUGUUAUUCAAUCAAGGAUUGCGCCGAUUAAUGGCAUAACGUGGGCUGGCCGCCCAAACUAUAAGCCUAAUCCCUCUUAUAUAGCAAAGUAUGAUAUUAUUCUCAAUGAAGAUGAGAUGUAUUUUGUCUUUAGUUUUAAGAGCACCUUUUUGCUGAUAAAGUCAAUAAUAACUCCUGGUGGGAAGCAUGAGGUCUGGCAUCUAAAUAGGAAAACAGGGAAAUGGACGCAGGAUCUCUCUUUUCCCUCAGAUAAAUGCGAUGGUUACGGGGUUUGUGGCCCAUAUGGAAUCUGUAGUACUGACACUUAUAAUAUCUGUGGGUGCUUCAAAGGGUUUGAGCCAAAGAACCCACAAGAAAUGCCACAAGAUAACUGGAGUAGUGGUUGUAGACGAACUAGAUCUUUAGAUUGUUCGGUAGAAGAGGGAUUUCAAAAGUUCUCAAGCCUGAAAUUACCAGACACUCAGAAUGCUAUGUAUGAUAGUCACAUGAGCCUGCAUGAAUGUGAGGUAGCUUGCAAGAGUAACUGCUCAUGCACUGCCUACGCAAAUCCAAACAUGACUGAAGGUGCAGCUGGAUGCUUGUUAUGGUUUGGAGAUUUGAUUGACCUACGAGUAUACUCACAAAAUGGGCAAGAUCUUUAUGUUAGACUGGCAGCCUCCGAAUUAUUGGUUAAUUCGUCAACACCAGUUAAUGGUCGAUUUCGUUCGAGAUUUCCAAGAAAGAAACGAGUAAUUGUUAUAAUCACAAUCUCAACGGCAGCAGGGUUGGCUGUGAUAUUAGUACUCUGCACUUUGAGUAAGAGAAAGAGGAGACCAGACGUAGAACGCGAAGCAGUGAAGGUCCUUGAGACAGAACACAACAGUAGCAACAAGAAAGGAAAUAUAGAGCUCACAGUGUUUAGGUUAUCGACAAUUUCAAGGGCAACCAAUAAGUUUUCUAUUGAAAACAUACUUGGACAAGGUGGGUUUGGUCCGGUGUACAAGGGUGUGCUAGAAGAAGGACAGGAGAUUGCUGUGAAGAGGCUUUCAAAGUCAUCGAAACAAGGGCUAGAUGAAUUUGAGAAUGAAGUUAUAUGCAUAGCCAAACUUCAGCAUAGGAAUCUUGUGAAACUCUUAGGAUACUGCAUUAAAGGAGAGGAGACAUUGCUGGUUUAUGAAUACAUGCCUAACAAAAGCCUGGACUGGUUUAUAUUUGAUGAUUUAAGGAAGUCAUUACUUGAUUGGCCACAACGUUUCCACAUUAUUCAGGGGAUUGCUCGAGGUCUUCUUUAUCUUCAUCAAGAUUCCCGACUUAGAGUUGUGCAUAGGGAUUUAAAAGCAAGCAACAUUUUGCUCGAUCAUGAGAUGAAUCCAAAAAUAUCAGAUUUUGGUUUGGCUAGAAUGUUGGAAGGAAAGGAGAGUGAAGCAAAAACAAAGAAAGUGGUGGGAACUUUGGGCUACAUAUCUCCAGAGUAUGCAGGAAAAGGUCUGUUCUCAGUGAAAUCGGAUAUUUUUAGCUAUGGCGUUUUGGUGUUGGAAACAGUGAGCGGAAAGAAAAAUAGGGUUUUCGCUCAUGAAGACCACUGUGAGGAUAACCUUCUUGGACAUGCUUGGAGACUUUACAGAGAAGGAAAGUCUAUUGAACUAGUUGAUGCAUCAUUAGGUGAAUCAUGGUCUACACAUGAAGUGUUACGAUCAAUACACAUUGGUUUAUUAUGUGUGCAACAACAAGUGGAAGAUAGACCUACCACAGCGGUUGUGGUUGCCAUGUUAUCUGGUGAAGGAUCACUGCCUCCGCCCAAAAAACCUGCUUUCUUCGUUCAAGAAAGUGUAAGUGAUUUGGUUUCAGUUUGCCCAUCAUCAAUUAAUGGGGUGACGCUAAGCCAAGUUGAUGGCAGAUGAUGAGGUGACAUGGAAGACAUAACUUUUAGGCCAAUGAGAAAAUGAUUUCAGUUAGAAAUAUAUCCUAACAGCAACCUCCAUAGAAUCAAGGGACUUGCAUUUUCAAGUUGUAUUGUAAACUGUACUUUGGUUGGAGAUCUGUCAAAUCAUGUUUCAGGCUGUCUUUGCAUGUGCAUUCAUUAUGAACACUGUAAUAUGUUUUGGACUGCACUCUACUUAUCAAUUGCCUUGACUUAAGAA
Molecule: messenger RNA, 2810 nt
Organism: Helianthus annuus (common sunflower)
Lineage: Eukaryota; Viridiplantae; Streptophyta; Magnoliopsida; Asterales; Asteraceae
Product: G-type lectin S-receptor-like serine/threonine-protein kinase At4g27290
Exons: 7
Coding region: 63-2570 (835 amino acids)
Biological process (GO): recognition of pollen; protein phosphorylation
Molecular function (GO): protein serine/threonine kinase activity; ATP binding
Source: RefSeq, a predicted model, not a curated record